Betta splendens (Siamese fighting fish) is the source of this 1202-nucleotide messenger RNA. Its product is annotated as runt-related transcription factor 3-like. Gene Ontology annotation, molecular function: RNA polymerase II cis-regulatory region sequence-specific DNA binding; ATP binding; DNA-binding transcription factor activity, RNA polymerase II-specific. Bases 35 to 970 code for a protein of 311 amino acids. Gene Ontology annotation, biological process: regulation of cell differentiation; regulation of transcription by RNA polymerase II; hemopoiesis. The record is from RefSeq and is a predicted model, not a curated record. Lineage: Eukaryota; Metazoa; Chordata; Actinopteri; Anabantiformes; Osphronemidae. The transcript is spliced from 6 exons. Gene Ontology annotation, cellular component: nucleus.
UAACCGACUAUUUAGGGACAAGAUUUAACAAAGCAUGACUUGUUAUCUGUUACAGAGGAUUUCUAUGGCUUCAAACAGUCUGUUCAGCAGCACCAGCCCGAUGGUGUACUGGGACCCUGUGGUGAAAAGGCGGCAGACAGCGCCAUCCUCCGGGGACCGUCAGCUGGACGACCCGCAGCUUCGGUCCCUCAGCUCAGCCCCACCCAGAGGCCUGGUGGCGACCGACAGCCCGAGCUUCCUGUGCAGCGCCCUGCCGCAGCACUGGAGGUGCAACAAGACGCUGCCGAGAGCCUUCACCGUGGUUGCCCUCGGCAACGAUGUGCCAGAUGGCGUGGUGGUGACAGUGAUGGCCGGCAACGACGACAACAGCAGCGCCGAGCUCCGCAACGCCACGGCAACCAUGAAGCAAGGCUGCGCCCACUUCAAUGACCUGCGCUUCAUAGGCCGCAGCGGGAGAGGCAAGAGCUUCACCCUCUCCAUCAACGUGCUGACGUCGCCCCCUCAGAUCGCCACCCUUCACAGAGCCAUCAAGGUCACCGUGGACGGACCACGGCUGCCCAGACGACAGAGGCAGAAGGAGGUGAAGAUCAGCAUGUUCAGGCCGUCAAGCAGCAUCAGCAGCAGCUCUGCAGCCACAGAUGCUCGGCCCUUUGCCUCGGCUCUGUGGCCCAGUGAGCCUUCGUUUCUGGGACAGGUCACGUCUCUCAGUUCGUCCUUCAGCCCGAGUCCCAGAAUGCACCACCUCCCGGCGCUCCCCUACUCCUCGCAGCCUCCUCCGUACGGCUCCUACCUGUCGUCUCCUCCUCCUCUGAGCCACAGUGGUUCAUUCCAGCCGGGCGGCUUCUACUGCGGACCCAACCAGCCGCUCCAAGCGCCAGCGGACGACCGCAGCGUGGUCCCGGCCUUGAGUUAUCUAGAGGGAGCGUGUCUUUCUGUCCGGAGCGAGGAGCCGGUCUGGAGACCUUAUUGAUUCCUCCACGAGGUCUAUAAAGGUUUCAGUCAUUUUAAGGUGCUAGUAGUUAGCAGAGGCUGUUCCUGUGUUCCCAGUUUUUAUACAUUGUCAAAGUCGUAAAUGCAGAAAAGUUUUUCUGCUGUAAAACUACACAAUGUUGAAAUAAUGGAGCCCAGUAAUAAAAACCAGAACGUGUAAUAUGCAAUAAUAUGUAUUAUUCAAUAUAAACAAUUCUCCCAGUGUUUCCUGC